AUGACUGAUAAAAAUUUGGAGACCAAUUUGGAAGCCAGAGGGACUGUCCGCGCAGGAGAUGAUGAGAUGUCUGGUGCAAAAGCAGUGGGCUGGAGGGUGAGUAAGUCAUAUUGUUUUUCUUUUUCUAAGGAAUCUAUCAGCAUCUCCCAAGAAGAAAUCACAAGAAACAUAAAUGAAUUGGGAAUUUCUGAGUCUGCUGAAGUUCUCACAGAGAAAGCUAAGCCCACUGUGGAAAAAAAGAUCUACCUACAGCAACUGGACAAAAUCAACCAAUUUUAUCAGAAUUUGAACUUCCUCCAAUAUCUCCAAGCUCUUCAUCAACCUCAGAUUGUUAUGAACCCAUGGGAUCAGAUUGAGAGAAGAGCCUAUUCCUUUAUUCCCACUGUGAACAGAGAACAGCUCUCCACCAGUGAGGAAACCUCAGGGAAGACUGUUGACAUGGAGUCAACUGAAGUACUCACCAAAAAAAUUGAGCUGACUGAAGAAGAAAAGAAGUACCUAACACUUUGGAACAAAAUCAACCAAUAUUAUCAGAAGUUCACCCUGCCCCAAUAUCUCAAGACUGUUCAGCAAUAUCAGGCAGCAUUGAAACCAUGGAAUCACAAUAAGAUAAAUGCUUACCAAAUUACCCCUACUCUGAGACACUUUUAAGAAUCUUGAAUUAACAGCUUCUACUUCUUUUGGUUUGGCUGGAAAAUCUAUCUCUACAUUUUCUUAUCUACCAUAUUACUUCAUUACUACCAGCAUGCUUGGACAGACCUAUUAAUAGGGCAGAAAUGUUGAGCCAAAGGAAGACUGUGCAGAAUAUUUCCCGAAUAGUUUAUACUUUUCCUGUUAGUUCAUGUUGAGUGUAUUGGGUCUGUAUUGUGGUUUCAUACAAACUGGGCUGAUGAUUAUUUAAGAUAUUUUCAUCAUU
Messenger RNA from Acinonyx jubatus (cheetah), 916 nucleotides. RefSeq names its product alpha-S2-casein-like. The transcript is spliced from 13 exons. Gene Ontology annotation, cellular component: extracellular region. The coding region runs from base 1 to 651 and encodes 216 amino acids. Gene Ontology annotation, molecular function: protein homodimerization activity; zymogen binding. NCBI's taxonomy places the organism in Eukaryota, Metazoa, Chordata, Mammalia, Carnivora, Felidae. The record is from RefSeq and is a predicted model, not a curated record.